CCCACCGCGUCUGUCCUCGCACCCCACCACACUCGCACAAAUACAGUCUCUCAUUCCAACCGACAAUCCAACUGUCCUUGCGAGUCUCUUUACUCAAACCACUAUCCCAGACCCAAUUGCAACCUCCAAUCCAUCCUCUACACUGAUCAAGAUGGCCUAUUUUCCAUUCACUUUCCACCUCUCCUCGUUCUUCACGAACUACCUCUGGCCUGAUAGCCGCUGCAAAACUCAGUCUGCAACCCCUCCAGCGUCUCGUAGAGCCAAUGUGGUUGUACGUAGGACAGUUCGAGCAGCAACAAGAACCUCCCCCCGGACACCCUCCCCUUUGAUGCCAGCUACCAACGCGGCUACUCGGUAUAUAUGUCCCCGACCAGUAUCAAGCAUUAGCACGUAUUUACUCUAUACCAAGUUACUCGCUCGCUCCCCGGUUCGGCUUCUCUCCUGCCACCCCAGCUCCUCCCCCCACCUCUUUUGCACCCUUGACUCCUCGACCCGCAACCUCUACCGACUGCCGCGCCAAUGGCAAUGGCUGGUCCGGCUCCUCAUCACCCUCACACUCGCCCGAAAUCUUGAUGACUGACGUCCCUUCUGGCCUUCCGACCGUCGACUCCACUCCAUCUUCCCCAGAGAUCGACAUGGCGGAUGCCCCACCAAUCCCCCCCACAGUAAACCUGGCCACCGAGAUCCAAUUCGAGGACGACGACGGAACACUGCCUACGGGCUACGUCGGUACCUGGCGAAGCAUACGCCUCACCAUCUCAAGCAACAAUCCCGGGCCCCAGUGUUCCUCCAAGGUCCACCAUCUCACCUGCGGCCACGUCGUCUCCACUUCCCAGGCUGCACCAUGUGGGAUCAAUUGUCGGCGCAAGGACCUCAGCUACGCUGAGUUCAGCUGCCCUUCUUGAAUCACCGCAGUUGACCAGGUGGUGCAGUCAGGGAUUCCCACCUCACAGCGUAGCGAGCUGUACGAGGCCUGGAAUCUCGGGAAGAAGGAGUACGUCGUUGGCCGCUUGGUGCAGUUGGUCAAGGAGUACCGCCCGCAGGACGCCGCGCGGGACAUGACCGCACCGGUCAUCUGCUACGUGCAGGCCGACGGUUCUUCCCGCGCGUGUGUCGCUGCCGACUCCACGGGCCGCGACAUGGAGCUCCAGGAGCUCAACAUGAGCUUCUCGAGGCUGCGAGCCGACAAGGAGUUCGCGGAUAGGCACUCGGCCGCCGCCGGU
Messenger RNA from Periconia digitata, 1223 nucleotides. The record is from the annotation of a GenBank genome assembly. Lineage: Eukaryota; Fungi; Ascomycota; Dothideomycetes; Pleosporales; Periconiaceae.